Penicillium argentinense is the source of this 1332-nucleotide messenger RNA. RefSeq lists its product as uncharacterized. The transcript is spliced from 3 exons. Gene Ontology annotation, biological process: amino acid transmembrane transport. The record is from RefSeq and is a predicted model, not a curated record. NCBI's taxonomy places the organism in Eukaryota, Fungi, Ascomycota, Eurotiomycetes, Eurotiales, Aspergillaceae. The coding region runs from base 1 to 1332 and encodes 443 amino acids. Gene Ontology annotation, cellular component: vacuolar membrane. Gene Ontology annotation, molecular function: amino acid transmembrane transporter activity.
AUGGAUGCCGUCACGCCCCAACCCCCGGCGUACGAAAAUGACAAGAUCGGUGAGCACAAGCACGAGCCGGCCUUCGAGGAGGAGAAUGGUCUGAAGCAUGGCGAGGUCUCGGAUGCCUUUGGUAACGAGGAAUAUGCCGAGAUCAAGUACAAGACCCUGAAGUGGUGGCAAUGCGGUCUGCUCAUGAUUUGCGAGUCCGUCUCGCUGGGUGUCCUGUCUCUGCCUUCCGCCGUCGCGACGCUUGGUCUUGUCCCUGGUGUCAUUCUGAUUGUUGGUCUCGGUCUGCUGGCUACCUAUACCGGCUACAACAUCGGUCUGAUGCGCGAGCGGUAUCCUCACAUCCAGAACCUCGCGGACGCUGGUGAGAUUCUGCUCGGUAGUUUUGGACGCGAGCUUUUCGGUCUUGGACAGUUCCUUUUUUGCAUCUUCGUUAUGGGUAGUCAUAUCUUGACUUUCCGUGUUAUGAUGAACACUGUCACUGAGCACGGUACUUGCUCUAUUGUCUUCAGUGUUGUUGGUAUGGUCAUUUCGCUUGUCCUGUCUAUCCCUCGUACUAUGAAGGGCAUGACCUGGAUCUCCUUUGCUUCCUUCCUCUCCAUCUUCUCCGCCGUAUUGAUCACCAUGAUCUCUGUCGGCGUCGAAGCCACCCCAGACCGCGUCAUCGAAGCCACCGUCCAAAACAACCUCUACACAGCCUUCCAAUCCGUCUCCAACAUCGUCUUUGCCUACUGCGCCCACGUCGCCUUCUUCGGCCUAAUUGCCGAAAUGGAGAACCCGAAAGACUUCAAGAAGUCCCUUUUCAUGCUGCAGGGCUUCGAAAUCUGCCUCUACCUUGCUGCCUCCGUCGUUAUCUACUACUACGUCGGCAAAGACAAAGUAGCCUACGGCAUUGCCAUCCCCACUAUCGUCGGCGCCGGCGUCGUGAACGGCCACAUCGGCUUGAAGUACAUCUACUUCCGGCUCUGCGCGAAGUCCGACCUGAUCCACCAGCGCAACUGGAAGUCCGUCGGUCUCUGGCUUACCCUCGGCGUGACUUGCUGGGUCGUUGCGUGGAUUAUUGCCGAGGCUAUCCCCGUGUUCAGUAACCUGAAUUCGCUGAUUGCUGCGCUCUUCGCUAGUUGGUUCAGCUACGGUCUUUCUGGUAUCUACUGGCUGCACCUUAAUUAUGGGCUGUGGUUCGCUGGGCCAAAGAAGAUUGCUCUGACUAUUCUUAAUGUCGGUAUUGCGCUUAUUGGUCUGGUGCUUUGUGUGCUUGGUCUUUAUGCUUCUGGUACUGCUAUUCAUAAUGAUAAUAGCAGUGCCAGUUUCACUUGUGCCAACACUGAUACCUAA